AUGUAAAUCUCCAAUCGUUCAAUAGAAGAUUACAAAAACCAUAACUACACUAACAAAUUACUAUUAAAAGCCUCAAAUAUUCAUAUGAAACCAAAUGAAACAAUAUCACCGAUAAGAAAAAAAAGUAUGAUGGAUUCCAAUAUACCGUCCAUUUAUAAUGAAACUGAUAGAAUGACUGAUAGAAUUAGGUUAUAAAUGAGGGAGAAGAAUAAAUCUUGUUGUAAUAUGCCUGAUGAAGACAUUUCGGAUUCUCCUUUUUAGAAAUACUCCUAAUUUGUUAUAAUGAACCAGAAUGUUAAAUAACUUAUGAUUGGUAUUGAAAAGAAGCUGAAGAACUUCAAGUUUGCAAAAGAGAAUGAUCACAAUUCAUGUGCAUCAAUCAUUGCCAAAAUGAAGUGUUUUUGCUUGGACAACUGUUGUUUCGAUUUUUAUCGUUGUACAGACCUUAUCCUCUUGAAAUAUCUGAUUUACUUACUAAUUCAAGAAUUAAACUCUAAUAAGAUAGGCGAUAGCACAAGUUGUUUGUCGGAUUAGCCACCUCCUUAAUUAAAGAAUUUGAUCAAAGAUGCAAUCGCCAUAAUGCAUGAGACUGUUGAGGAGUUAAAGAAUAAACAAUUGAUUGACAAAAAUAGCAAUAAAUCUAUUGAUUAAUUGAAUAAAUAGAUUAAAAAGAUGUAGUAAGUGAUGGGAGGGUCGAACUAGAGUUACGAUGUAUUUACGACUCCGCAAUCGAAUAUCAAAAAGAUUGACCUGUUUUUAAAACAGCAGAGUGCAACUCAGAAGAGAGAAAUCAAUUAAACUUCGCCAUCUUUAAAUUCUGAAAAGAUUAUAUAAUUUCAGAUUGAUGAAUUAUCAAUGAAAAAUGAUCAGAUUUAAAAACUAAAUGGUAGGAUCAAGGAUUAAGAAUAAGAAAUUAAGAUUCUCACUCAAUAAAUAGCUGAGGCCAAUUUGAGUUUACAAAUAUCCUAAAAGUCCCUCCAGAAUAAAGAAUCAGAGAUGAAAGAUCUGAUAAAGAAAACAGACAAAUUAUUGGAAACCACCAGUCAAGCUCUAAAGGAUAAGGAGGCAUACCAGAAUACUUGUAAAUCGAUCAAGUAGGAUCAUGAUCAGUUAAAAACUUUGUUCGAUGAUUUAUAGAAAAGCAACCAAAGUAUAAUACAGGAGUAUCAUGUAUUGAGACAAUCACAAAAUGAUUCAUAGGAUUCAGACAUGCAGAAAUAUAAAUCGGAUGAGGAAAGGUAUAAAUAGGAUCGCGAAUUGUUGGAUAAGAACAAUAAGUAAUUAAAAGCAGAUGGAUUAGCGUUGGGUUCAUAAUUGAAGGAUAUUUCCAAUAAAAUAAUGUAGGUUUCGCCAGACUUACUACCAAAAUCUCUAUAAUAAUUGUAAAGAGAUCUGUAUUUGUAAGAGAGUAAGAUAAAUGAAAAACUCAAUAAUAUUCAAUAUGUGUAAUUAGAACAAAGUAAUAAGCCUAACUCAAUGUAAAAGUUGCAGUAGAAAUAAAUUGUGAAUUAGAAUCAGAAUUAAUAUUUGAAUCAAUACUAAAAUUAGAAUCAACAAUUUGAGCACCAGCUAAAAUCUAUCAAAAGUCAUUCAGACAUUAUGACAAUGAUUUUAAUAUAAUGUGAAGUAAUUGAGAAGUUUAUUAAUUGA
Molecule: messenger RNA, 1650 nt
Organism: Paramecium tetraurelia
Lineage: Eukaryota; Ciliophora; Oligohymenophorea; Peniculida; Parameciidae
Exons: 4
Source: RefSeq, a predicted model, not a curated record